AUGGAGAAGGAAGAAGGAAGAAACCAAACACUCAUCAUGGAAUUCAUCCUCUUAGGGUUUGGAGAUGAACCAGAACUGCAGCCCCUCCUCUUCCUGCUGUUUCUACUGAUCUACUUUGUGACUCUGGCCGGGAACCUCCUCAUCGUUGUGCUGGUGGCGGCUGAUCGGCACCUUCACACCCCCAUGUACUACUUUGUGGCUAGCUUGGCCUGCUUGGAGACCUGCUACAGCUCCACCAUCCUGCCCCGGCUUCUGACCAGUCUCCUGACAGGGGACAGAACCAUUUCUAGUAAGGGCUGCCUUGUGCAAGUGUAUUUCUUUGGUGUCACAGCAACUACGGAAAACCUGCUGCUCGCAGCCAUGUCGUACGAUCGGUACCUAGCGAUCUGCCAUCCCCUCCGCUACGCUGCUCUGAUGAACGGCCGGGUUUGUGGCCAGCUCGUGGCGGGGUCCUGGAUAAGCAGCGUGCCACUCUGUACCAUAGGAAUAGUGUUCUUGUUCCAACUAACGUUCUGUGACGCCAAUGAAAUAGACCAUUUCUUUUGCGAUUUCGCACCCAUGCUCAGACUGUCCUGUGAUGACACCCAGAUUCUGCAACUCUUAAUGUUUAUUCUCGCUGCCCCAGGGUCACUUGUGCCCUGUCUGCUGACCCUGGUGUCCUACGUUUGUAUCAUCACCACCAUCCUGAGGAUCCCAUCUGCCACCGGGAGGCAAAAGGCCUUUUCCACCUGUUCCUCCCACCUCAUCAUCGUUACAAUUUACUAUGGGAUCGUGAUCGCUAUCUAUGUGGUUCCAACAGCCACCAUGUCCCAGAUCCUACGUAAAAUAUUUUCGGUCUUCUACACAGUCCUGACUCCCAUGAUCAACCCAGUCAUCUACUGCCUGAGAAACAAGGAGGUGAAUGAGUCUCUGAGAAAAGUUAUUCAUAAACUGACUGCUGUCGGACAUAGGCAUGGAAUCAGAAAGACAAAUUUUAGCGUGGAGUAA
Messenger RNA from Pelodiscus sinensis (Chinese soft-shelled turtle), 987 nucleotides. The record is from RefSeq and is a predicted model, not a curated record. Lineage: Eukaryota; Metazoa; Chordata; Testudines; Trionychidae.